Messenger RNA from Eurytemora carolleeae, 402 nucleotides. RefSeq names its product 39S ribosomal protein L44, mitochondrial (gene mRpL44). The record is from RefSeq and is a predicted model, not a curated record. Gene Ontology annotation, molecular function: ribonuclease III activity; double-stranded RNA binding. Lineage: Eukaryota; Metazoa; Arthropoda; Copepoda; Calanoida; Temoridae. Gene Ontology annotation, biological process: regulation of gene expression; rRNA processing; primary miRNA processing. Gene Ontology annotation, cellular component: nucleus.
UUAGGAGAUCAGCUUAUGUUGUAUGGAAUUAUCCAGCUGAACUAUUUUAUAAUUAGGAGAUCAAAUCAUGUUGAAUGGAAUUAUUCAGCUGAACUAUUUGCUUUCUCGGCAAGGUUGGGGGAACAAAUACCUUCCAAGUUGUUAGAAGAUGUGUUCACUACUGAAGGAUAUAUAGAAGCAGAAAAGGAAAAAUACGCCCAACUAAAUAUUCAAGAUAUAAGUCUGCAGAUGAAAUCUAAUAAAAAUCUGGCGAACAAGGGUGAGGAUAUUCUUGAGAGCGUGGUCUCAAGCUGGUUAAGGGGGGCGUUCCCCGCUCUUCCAGAGGAGGGUAUUCAGGCAGUUAAGGAGUAUUUAUUAUCUGAAGAAACCCUAGCUGAAGUUUCAUUUCAUAUUGGAGCAAAG